AUGAAUGAUAUGAUUACAGCUAUAGCAACGGUAGCAGUAAUGGAAACAACAACAGCAACUAUAACGGCUACAAUAACAACAGCAGCAACAACAACAAUAACAACAGUAACAACAACAACAGCAACAACAACAACAACAACACCACCAGCAACAACAACAACAGCAACAACAACAACAACAACAACAACAACAACACCAGCAACAAAUAUGCCAAUUGAAACAACAGAGAUAACAACAACAGCAAUUGCAAAAACGAUAAUCGAUGAUAAUAAUUCAAUAACUGCAACAUUACAAGUACCAUUAUCCAGUGCUAUUGCAGAAAAAGACGAUAAUAAUAUUUCCAUUCAAAGAGUAGCAGAAAUUACUUCAAAGAAUGUAACAAUUGGUUCAUACAGCGUAAACAAAACAUUAUCUCACGUAAAUGGAACAAAACGUUUAUCCAAAAAUGCUGUCAUCUUUGAUAUCUUUCAUAAUGGACAACCAGUUGAAGCGGUUGUUGUUGGAAGUAAAAUAACGCUUAGCUUCAUCCCAUAUUAUGCUAUUUCCCCGAUAUAUAUGAGCAUAAAAGGAUGUCAAGUUGAACCGAUCGGAUCGCUUUAUGAUUGGGAACGUGAGCCAUUAAUAAUAAUUAAGGAUGGCUGUCAAGCAGAUCAUGUUGGUCUAGUUUGUCCACCGCAGAAGACCGAAUAUGGUAUUCGAGUAACUGCUGAAUCAUUCCGGUAUCAGACAACUUCGCGAGUACAAUAUUCCUGUCUUGUCCGAAUCUGCCCUUUUGCACCAUGUCCGAUGGAAACGUGUGAGGAAGUGGAAGGUUGUGGAAACUCGAAUCUACUAUCCAAUACGUUCGGAUUACGUGCCAAACGUCAUAUUACAAUCGAAGAAAUACGAGCAGCAUUAGCAGCAAAUCCUGAUUUACAACGACAAAUACGAUUGAUGAACCGAUUUGGUACACAGAGUCAAACAACAUCAGAAAUGCAACAACAAUUGAUAGAACUUGGAGGUGAUCACGUCGUUAAAAAACAGUUAGUUGUUGUCAAUUCCGAGGAUGAAUUAAGAUACUACGUACGGACAGGUGAUGUACCUUGA
Loa loa (African eye worm) is the source of this 1086-nucleotide messenger RNA. RefSeq lists its product as hypothetical. The coding region runs from base 1 to 1086 and encodes 361 amino acids. The transcript is spliced from 5 exons. Lineage: Eukaryota; Metazoa; Nematoda; Chromadorea; Rhabditida; Onchocercidae. The record is from RefSeq and is a predicted model, not a curated record.